This is a messenger RNA of Linum trigynum, 303 nucleotides long. The record is from the annotation of a GenBank genome assembly. NCBI's taxonomy places the organism in Eukaryota, Viridiplantae, Streptophyta, Magnoliopsida, Malpighiales, Linaceae.
AUGGAAGAUGCCCCAAAUUCAAGUCAUUAUGACUUGGUAGUCAAAUGUUUUGGAGAGCAGAAUCAUGGCCAUAUGACUUGUUUUGGAGGUGCUGUGAAGCCUAAAGACUUGAAGGUUGGUAGCUCAAAAGAUGGUGAGUUAGAUUCUAGGUUGCGUCGAUCUGAAGAAGAGAAGGUUGCUAUGCGAAAGCGCAUUGAGGAGCUUGAGGCUGCAGAGAGAGAGAGAGAGAGAACGGAACAAGUUAAAGCUCAAGUGGUAGCAAUGUUGGGUGUGCGAUCGUCAAAGAAAAGAAGAUCAACUUAG